Durusdinium trenchii is the source of this 4271-nucleotide messenger RNA. The record is from the annotation of a GenBank genome assembly. NCBI's taxonomy places the organism in Eukaryota, Dinophyceae, Suessiales, Symbiodiniaceae.
AUGUCGUCGAAACUUGCCCUGGAGUUGAGACACAGGGCCCUGGAUGUGGUGAACCGAUACAAGUCGCAUCCGGCCAUCCUGCUGUGGGGCUUCGGAAAUGAGAAGAACUUCUAUGCCGAUACCGAGCAGAAGCGAACGGAUCACUGGUCCUACGUGAGCGAAGUGACCGAUGAGAUCCACCAGGCAGAGCAAGCUGCUGGCGUGUGGCAUCCGGUUUGCUCACCUUUGAUGGACAACUACCUCUCUGACUACUUUGCGCUCGAAGCCAGCUAUCCCAAUGCGGUGGAUCUGUGGUGCUUGAACUUGUACCGAGGAAGUAGCUUUGGCACGGAGCUUUUCAGCACCUAUCCCAGCACUUUGCCGCUGAUGAUCACCGAGUUUGGAGCUGACGCCUACGAUCAAACCAAUGGCCAGGAAUGGGCCACAGACGAACAGGGCAAUGCCUUGGUGUCCUUGUCCACGGAGCUGCGCGACUGGCGCGCCGUGGUGGCCGGAGGCAUCGUGUUCGCCUUCCAGGACGAGUGGUGGAAGUGUGGCGCCGUGAGUGACCACGAUGUCUGUGGCGGUUAUUUUGGCGGCUUGCCCGACGGCUUCGCGAAUGAAGAAUGGUGGGGCGUUUAUGCCACUGGAGCUGGUUCAAAUCCGCAGGCGCGCCAGGCGCGCCCGGCGGUCGCGCAGCUCACGGCGCUCUUCGGUGCUGAUGUCUUCGAGGGCUCCAGCAGUAUUGGGGCUGAGGCAGAUCUUUACGCGCUCAAGUCGAACCCUGGACACAACGUCGGGGCCGUCGACGAGAUUGUGACAAAGUAUCACUCCUGGGACGCUGGAUCUGGACCUGAUGGGCAAUCAGUGUACAACGAAGUGGGCCUCGUUCGCUUCCCUGCCCUUACGCUCUCGGAGUGCAGCAACGGAACUGCCACGGUGCUUUUGACUGUGAAAUGGAUCUCCAGCUCCUCGCUGGUGCUGGCUUAUGGCCCCGUGGCUGACCAGAGCUGGCCCGAGCUGAGCACCACUUGGGACAACUUCCCAAGCUUCGAUCCCUACGACCGACGGACCUUGACUGUCACUUCUGAUGAGCUGAAUCAGGCUGUGAGCUUGAGUGUGGACUGGUGGAGCUCUGGCACUGCCUUGUCCAUGUGGUUGCAGCCGGAUGACACGGUGGCUGCCAACAGUGACGAGAAUCUGAACUUCUUUUCACGAGAAGCCAGCAGCUGGGCACAGCCACAACUGGUGGUGAGCUGCAGCUACUCAUGGUCUGCAAGCAAUUGGUAUAUAGCAACAACGACCACUACGACCAGUGCCAUCACUACGACGACCACGACCACGACCACAACGACAAGCAGCACCACUACUAGCAGCACCAGUACCACCAGCAGCACCACUACCGCCGAGCCAUCAACUACGACUGAACCACCCACCACAACCGAUGCACAAGCCGCCACCACCACCGCAACAACCUCCACCGAUGCACCCACAACGACUACAGCAUCCGAUGCAACCGACACCACCACAACCACAACCAGAACUAGCACCACAUCCAAUGAGCCCACCACAGACACCACCACAACAAGUCUUACUACAACGACUGGCACAAGGACAAGCACCACUUCUACCACCACUAUUGAUUCAACUUCCACAACUGCGACUACGACGGUCGUUAGUUCCACCAAGUCCAGCAGCACCACAGCCAGCGUCACAGCCAGCGUCACAGCGAGCACAACGAGCACCCCCAUGGAGGUUGAUUCAGCCGUCGGAGAUGUUACAACAAGCUCGACAACGGCUUCAACAACCUCUAUGAGCAGUACUACCACCCUCGCAAUGUUGACUGCAAGUUUGACAACCGCCCGUGCUGCUGAUGCCACUGUGGUCACCACAGCGACGACAUCAAGAAGUCAAAGCAUCUCAACAGUUGGCGCGACAUCGAUGACCUCCACCAGCGCAUUCACCUUAGGCAGAGAUCCCACCACUUCCAGCGACCCCUUCAGCUCCACGUCCUUCCACGACGGAACGGAGCUGCAACCCACCACCAGUGCCCUGGGGGAGGAGCUGCCAAGUACGGCGAGUGAAACAACAUCCACAGCCGGAACGCGAGAUUCUUCCACCUCUACCUUAGGCAUCUCGACAAUCCAAGCCAGCUGCAAGUUGACGAUCUCAAACCUGAGGGCCGACCAGUCGCCCAGCGACCUGCAUUUGCACGUCACCGUCGCGCUGGCAGCGGCGCUGGAGUUGGAGGUGAAGCGUCUCCGCAAUGUGGUCAUCGAGCUCCUUCCGCGACGCUUGGUGGAGGAGACCGAGGUCACGGCGAUCGAGGCGGCGCUGGGGGUGAGUUAUGAGGUGGAAGCGUCUAGCGACUCGGUGAAGGAGUUGCUCUCGAAGGUCACAAGCUUGGCAGAUAGCCAGAGCGAUGCUGCCGGGAGAUUUACUCGAUCACUGAAGCAAGAGGGGCUGGAAGUGACCCACAUCCAGAUGUUGGACGUGCCACAUGUUUACACCACCGUGCAGCUUCCCGAGGAGGUUCCUGCUGAAGGCCUACAGACGAUCGUGUUGUGGUUCCUUUUGGGUGUCACCUCCAGCGCUGUGGCCGGCUGUGUGGCUUGUAGCCUCGGUUACUUCUUCGGAGUCUUCCAAGUCAAGCUCCAGCGAUAUCGCUACGAGCGUAGCCGGAGCCUGGUGAGCUCUCAGCCAUCAGAUUUCCCCGUGAGCGUGGUGACAGCGCAAUCCACCAUCAAGAAGUACCGCUCAGAGGACGACGACUACGUUACACCACUCGUGCAGGGGGACCGGCGUUGUGAUGGCAUUGCGUUGUCUACCCGAAAAGGCUUGCUACUGCAGGCCCCGGACUCUGAUUUCAAACGCCGUGUUGACAGGCACGCCAUGGAGCAGACCAAAAGUUUUCGGCUGCAACGAAAAGAGCUGGCCGUUAUCUUCUUAGAGCUCCCAGGCAGGUUUGAGCGGAGCCAGGAUUUGGCCAAUGGAAUUCAAGAUCUACAGAUCUACAGAGUCCCUACCUGGCACAGGCAUGGGCUCCUGAGGAAGGUGAAGGGACAUUCGGUGAAGGCCAACUGCCAAUGCGCUUGCCUCACACCCGCGCAGAUCGAUCUGCUGGGCUUGGUGGUGGGACAGGUUCCCACCUUGGCCCCUGCGGCCACGCCGGGCCCAGGGCAGAUCCUGGUGACCACCGCAGAGCCCACGACAUCGGAGCUGGGCGCCCCAGUGGUGGGCAUACCCAUCGGUGACUUGGGCGGUGGUGAGGGUGGGUACCAGGGGCCGCAAACCGUCCCGCCGGGUUUCUUCACCACCCAGGAGCCUACACAGCAGGGGGAGAUUACAGAUCCAGCAGCUGGCGCGGUGGAUGUGACAGUGAUCGUGGCCAUUGCCGCUGGUGGCUUCUUCUGCAUUGCUGUUGUGAUGCUGGGCGUCGCCAUGUGGACGGGCGUUUGCAAGCGGAAGCCGACGCGUGUGUCAGAUUUGGUCUUCGUGGAGACCCCGCCGCCAAAUGUGGCCACCAAUAAUUGCCCUUUGCCGGGCUCGCGUGCCUCCUCGCGAACCUCCUGCGGAACUGGGAGCCGACCAGUGCAGGAGCGCAGUGCCUCGAGAAGGUCGAGUGGAGCAUCCAACGUGGUCUAUUCCAAUCAGGUGGCCGGUGGCCCGUUCUACGGCCCUUUCUACGAUCCACAAUCAGUGCAGGCAGGAAGUCGGAGUGCCUCCAGAAGGUCGAGCAACGCUUCCAACGUGGUCUACACCAAUCAGGUUGCUGGCCCUUUCUAUGAUCCACAGCAGUCACAGCAGCUGGAGGGGAGGAGUGCCUCUCGGCGGAGCAGCAAUGCACCGGCUUGUGGCCCGUUCCACAACCCGGAGCUGGAAUUACCGGGCGCCGUGGUGUAUGGUGGUAGCAGGAGGAACAGCGAAGAUCGGAGCGUUGGGCCAAGCAAUAGCAAGGUCUCAGUGGGUGCGCCCCGCAGCAGUCGGUCUCCAAGCAAGUCGGAUGCAUCGCCAGGUGGAGCUUCGUCCGGCACCGACUCCCCCGACCGCCGCACGCACGGGCGUGCUUCCACGCACGGCACCGCGGCCACGAAGCAGUCACACUUGACCACGGGCGAGGCCGCGCUGUCCGUCCCGUCGAAUCGACGGCCCAGCAAGAACACCUUGACCCCCUCCGAUGCUGGCUCGCGUCGAGGCAGCAAAGCAUCUGUGAGCUCGAAUGAUGUUCAGUGAGCGGUCCGUACAAUGGCGGCAGAUCGGAAUGGCAGGCUGGCAGGACCUGGUAUAGAUGG